Guyanagaster necrorhizus is the source of this 1185-nucleotide messenger RNA. RefSeq lists its product as uncharacterized. The transcript has 11 exons. NCBI's taxonomy places the organism in Eukaryota, Fungi, Basidiomycota, Agaricomycetes, Agaricales, Physalacriaceae. The annotation marks the transcript as partial. The record is from RefSeq and is a predicted model, not a curated record.
AAGUGGUCGUGGUUCGUUGGACUGGCCGUUGAGAGGUUCGAAAGAUGGUGCAAGGCGCUGACAGCUCAAGACGAAUUGGAUUUCGCUGACCAGCAGCUGCCUCCUGUCGAUGUUAUCAUGGUUUGGCAUGCCUACUUGUUAAAUCCUGCGCGGUAUUCUGAAGAUUCGUUACGAAACAAGCACAUCAAGAUACUUGCAAGUAUGGGUAACUGGUUUCGGGACCUCGAACGGACAUGCUACACCAUCUACUGGCCUCCGUCAGAUGCCCGUGUCCAGAACUGGCUGCAGAAGACCCAUCUCCCCUAUGAUCCUUUCGAGUCGGUAAUGAUAUUGACUGAGCGAGAAAUAAUUUGCCCCAAAUGUCUCAAGAAGGUCGACGUUCGCUUGGUGAAUCCCACUGGCAGUGGAUAUCUCCAGCACGAGUUCACAACCACGUGUCCGGGGUGCCGACUGAAGAUUACGAAGGAAAAGUUGUCUUUUCACAAACUUGUGAAGGACCUGGUGGGUUCCAGCGAUGUCCUUGCCGGAACUCUUCACACGCCUUACAAUAUCGACAAUUCCAAACGUGCGAAGGCGAUCAAGUCCCGCAUUUUAGAGAUGAGACCGCCAGCAUUUCGGAAGGGAGAUGCGAAAACCGAACAGGAAUGGGCGGUCGACAUACAGGAGAAAAUGAACUACAGUAUGCAGAAAAUUCAAAGUGUUAUGGGCCAGCGUAUGAGGGUAUACGGAGGACAACUGUACGUUUAUGACAAGAUAUUUUCGUUGGAUCUCGUCGGGGCAGUACUCCGACAAGGAUCGUUUGUGAACAAGAUGCAUAAACUGGGUUGGACAAACCCGGACUUUUUCUCGUCCUCCGAGGAUGAAGCAGCGCUGAAGCACUGUAUUGCUCGUUAUCACGCAUUCCUGGACCUGAUGUCGUCGUCACCUGCUGGAUUCUUUGUCCCAACGCUGGACAUUGACCUGGUUUGGCAUACUCACCAGCUCAUGGCCCGGAAGUACUCCCGCCACUGUCUCAAAUAUGUCGGUCGGUUCGUCGACCAUGACGACAAGGUGGCCGAAAACAGGCUUGCAAACGCCUUCGACAUCACUUGUCGGGCAUGGAAAGACCGUUUCAGGAUCGCAUAUACAUACUGCGGGUGUCCGCUCCCGGGCGACACGAUUGGACAGAAAUUAAGCAGACUCGUA